Molecule: messenger RNA, 2253 nt
Organism: Symbiodinium sp. CCMP2592
Lineage: Eukaryota; Dinophyceae; Suessiales; Symbiodiniaceae
Source: the annotation of a GenBank genome assembly
AUGUGCCACAGGUGGCAUGUUGCAGCCUUCACCGUGGUCCAGGCUGCCUUGACGCCGUUUCCAGAAGACCCGACUUUUCAAGGUGUGCGUCGCUUCCAAGAGGAGAUUUACAUCCCGGAGGCUGCUGUCGAAGACAUCGGGAACCACUGUUCCAGCCUGGACGGACAGUGCAGACUCCUUCGACCGCUCACCCAGGACAUACCGGAUGCAGGCAUCUUCUCCUUGUUCGGUGCCCUCGACGGAGAGUUGGGGUUCUUCGUUCAGGACGAGGUGUCGGCCUACUUCGGCGAGGAAGAUCCGGCAAGGGAACGAGGGCCGCGACCUGGCAGGUGUGUGCAUGUGAGCUUCGAUCAGGUGCCUCCGUGGCAGGUAGAGCCGCCUGCGGUUCUUCAGGUCACGCCGAACUUGCAGAUGCAGCUCGAGGGGCAGUUUGCCCUGGGAGUGCCACCUGUCGCAGGCGCAGAUCGCAGGCCACAGCAGGCAAAGGUCCACUUGGAGGUGGAAGCGUCCAUCGUGUACAUACGUUUCGUGGAGCAGCCGGUCAUUGUCGAAAAGCUUUGGCUCUCGCGUGACCUACCCCUGGAUGGGCAUGCAGCAUUCCCAAUUAUUCUCCGAGGCCGUCACAAUGUUGAAGAGCACUGGUCGGUGUAUUUGCGCUAUGUGGAUUUCUUGGAGCAGUCGUGGGUCAGCCCAGCCUUGACGCCCGUGCCGAUCAGUGAGAUCGUAAUUCUGGGCGGGCAGGGCCUGCGACUCGGGUCAAUGUACCUCUCUGUGCUGGAUCGUCACCACACCGGCAACGCUACGGAUGCCAUUCAGGCACAGGGCUGGCUCAUGGCGCCAGCCCAGAAGAUGCUGUCACUCCACGACGUCCUGAUUGGGAAGCUUCCUGUUCGGACGCACUCUGCUGUGCUUUCGCUUGGCGACGUUCGGCGUGGCGCGUUGCGGCUCCGCCCUGAUCUCCUGGCGGAUCCCACGUCCGUGGCGGCUCUGGAGGUGGCUGCUCAACUACGGAGCAUGAAGGAGGCCAAGGACGCAGAGAGCCCAGUGCUCGCAGCCCCUGUGGCCCAGUUCUCGGAUGCCCGCACCACGGCUUCGGCCAUCGCGUUGCUGGACGCCCUGCUUACGGGAGCUCUCAAGUUCCCGGAGGAUAUCCCCUUGGAAGCUCUGGAGUCGGAUGCAAAUCUCUACGCCUCCGUCUACGGCGAGGUGACGCUCGAGGAGGCUGCGAAUGCCCGCAGUAUGGAUGAUCUCUACGAGCGGCUUUUCACGGCACAUCGCAUGGACAGCUUGGAUCUGCUCUUCUCGCACUUUCUCUGGGCGAACUUCACGGCAACCCUGGAAAUGCCCGGCGGAGUGAUGGCAGAGACGACCUCCAGCUUCCAGCCAGUCAACAACCGGAGCUGGCUGCCGCUGCACGAGAACAGCGAGGUAGCAACGAGAAGGCGCCUCCUCAUUGCUCACCUUCAGGAGCACACGGCCCUCUUCCUGCGGUGGCAGGAGCCCAUCGAGGGAAAGCUGGCUUUCGUAAACAGCACGGGCUCUGUGGAGGUCACCUUCCGCCUCUACGACAACCUGAGCUUGCUUGGUGUUGACUACUACAAUGCAGCCUCAGGAAAAUCCGUCCGCUUGGAUCUGGACCUCCCCGAUUCGGAGUAUUUCCUCGCCGAGCUGCUGGGUCUCGCCUCACAGCUUCUGGUGGAUGAGCAGGGCCGCCCCUUGUCGCAAGAGCUCGCCCAGGAGCAGCACGAGGCGCGGACCUACCUGGACUCCUUUGCGGCCCUGCUGAUGGAGCUGCAGCAAAACACAUCGGAGGUCUUAGAGGCUGCGCCGGAACGGCUGCCCCUUGAGGAUGACUUCCAGCUGGUGGCUGAGGAGGACGUGGAGACCUCCAAGCUGUCUCCGAACACGCCGCCCAUGCUCCUGGCGCUCGGGGUCUCCUGCUUCGUCGUAGGAACAGUCUUGCUGGCUGCGUUGGGCCCUGCCCCAGAAAGGUGGCCCUUCGCACGGCUCUGGCAAUCCCUGGGGCGGCUGGUCUCGGACCGAGACCAAACCAUAGUAGUAGUAGUAGUAGUAGUAGUAGUAGUAGUAGUAGUAGUAGUAGUAGUAGUAGUAGUAGUAGUAGUAGUAGUAGUAGUAGUAGUAGUAGUAGUAGUAGUAGUAGUAGUAGAAGUAGUAGUAGUAGCAGUAGUAGUAGUUAGUAGUAGUAGUAGUAGUAGUAGUAGUAGUAGUAGUAGUAUUAGUAGUAGUAGGUAG